Messenger RNA from Lolium rigidum, 1009 nucleotides. RefSeq names its product probable WRKY transcription factor 70. Gene Ontology annotation, biological process: regulation of DNA-templated transcription. Bases 16 to 834 code for a protein of 272 amino acids. Lineage: Eukaryota; Viridiplantae; Streptophyta; Magnoliopsida; Poales; Poaceae. The record is from RefSeq and is a predicted model, not a curated record. The transcript is spliced from 3 exons. Gene Ontology annotation, molecular function: DNA-binding transcription factor activity; sequence-specific DNA binding.
UCGACCGCAAAGCAUAUGGACCAUAGCAACAUCAACUGCAGCGGCCAUGGCGCCGAGAUUGAGGCGCUGCUGUGGCGGCAGCAGGAGCUCGUGACCCAGCUCCGGGCGCUCAUCCUUCCACAACUCCACGACGUCGAUAGCGGGUCGGCCGAACUCGCCCUCCAGCUCUUUGACGACGUCAUCGGCUGCAACACCAGCGUCGUAUCAAAGCUCUUCAGUGCUCGAGGUGGAGCGUCAUUCGAGCCUGUCGACGACAAGUCCUUGGUGAGGAAGAACAGUACUAGCACGACCACUACCACUGCCCAUGAUGAUCGCAUGGAUGAAAGAUUGGAGCAACAGACGAUGCAUAGUAGAAGCGCUGGUCGAAAGAGAAGGAGGAACGAAGGUAAGCGAUCAAGAUCUCUCGUGACAAAUGUUCCGGAUUAUGACGGUCACCAGUGGAGAAAAUAUGGGCAGAAGAAGAUCAAUGGAAGCCAACAUGCUAGGAGCUACUACAGAUGCACCUUCACGGAACGGAACUGCCCGGCAACAAAGACAAUCCAGCAGCAGGAUAAAGACGGCGGCAGUGUUAAUUAUUCCACAGAUGCCAAUGGGGAUGAAGCUGCAAAAUACACUGUGGUGUACUACAGUGAUCACACCUGCAAAGCCAGCGACAUCAUGAGCAACAACAACAUUGCCGACCAUGUGCCUAAUCUUGUAGAUAUUGACUGUCCCAGCACUGGGAAAACAGAAAUAUUAACGGCAGAUAUCACAGAGUGGGAGACGGAAUUGGAUGUGCCGGCUCUGCUAGAGGUGUUCAACAAUUCUCUUCUUAAUUGGGAGGUGAUAUGCUAGCUAGCAGUAAUAUUAGUUCAGCUCAGGCAUUUCUUUGUUGAUGAUUAUUAAUAGAUCAUCGGAAUUUUCGUAAAAGAGUACUACCCCGUCCUCCAAGAUAUACAACGCUCCCAAGUACUCCCUUUGUCCCAGAAUGUAAUGCGCCCAGAACUUUUUGCUGGUCAUCAGCUUAAAA